Messenger RNA from Thermochaetoides thermophila DSM 1495, 2133 nucleotides. RefSeq lists its product as uncharacterized. The coding region runs from base 1 to 2133 and encodes 710 amino acids. The record is from RefSeq and is a predicted model, not a curated record. The transcript is spliced from 2 exons. NCBI's taxonomy places the organism in Eukaryota, Fungi, Ascomycota, Sordariomycetes, Sordariales, Chaetomiaceae.
AUGAAGCUCAGCACCAUCUUUGGGGCUUUGGCCCUGGUACCGGCAGUGGCUGGUACUCCUCCUCACGAGGACUACGGCCAUAGUAAGAAAUGCACGACCACAAUCACCGAAUACACAACCUCAACGAAGACAACGGGCACCUGUAAGCCAACCACCUCCUGGAAGACGAAGACCGAGGUUGUGCCCACGACGGUUUGGGAAACCAAGUGGAAGACGGAGACAAAAUAUGUCCCUACGACUGUCCGGAAGACCGACACGGUAUACGUGCCAACCACUGUGUGGAAGACAAAGACAGAGACGGAAUAUGUCCCAACUACCGUCACAGACACCCAGCAUGUGCCGACCACGGUCUGGAAGACGACCACGGAGACAGACACCACCACGCUCUGGAAGACAAAGACAGAAACAGAAACGGAGACAGAGUACGUCCCCACCACGCAUUACGAGCCGACGGUCACCACGACGACCAAGAAGAUCAAGAUCACCAAGACCAUCGUCAAGACCGACACGGUUUAUGACACGUCGACGACCACGGUCCAUCAGCCAACCACAACGACCGAGACCGAGUAUGUCCCGACGACAGCGACGACUACUUCCACCAAGAAGAUCGUCAAGACAAUCAUCGAGGUCAACAAUGUCACUCAGACUAUCACCAAUACCGCCACGACAACUUUGUUUGAGACUGAAUACGUUCCGACUACCACCACAGCGACAGAGACGGAGACAUUCGUCACAUCCUACCCGGUUACCGAGACGGUGACGGACAGCACGACUAAGAUUAAGAUCAAGUGGAAGACCACAACGUUUUACAGCACCCAUGUGGUGGUCAAGACCACUGUGCGGCCCGUCACGCACACCAUUACCAACGUGAUCCCUGGCCCCAAGGUUACGCAGACGGUGACACACUACGUCCCGCCCGUGACAGUGACCACCUGCCCAGCCACGACCACGUCGGUCUGUCCCGUGCCGACGAUCGCUCCGUACAUCAACAGUAACAACAACUAUAAUAGGCGGGAACUUGUCGGGCGCACUGGCAAGAAGAACGACCAGAAGCUCAAGCCGGGCGAGCAGCUGCUCUGGGGCUGCAGCCCAGGCCGCGUCUGCGAUCUGCCUAAGCCCGGCACCUGCACGAUCUGGGAGGAUCUGCCGCCGAAAGAGUGGACUUGCCCUGCAAAGUAUUGUGUUCCCGCGCCCCCUGUCCCCAAGGUUGAGUGGCCCGAGGGCGCGACCGAGCGCUACUACCCGCUCAUCAAAGGUUACUUCAACCUCGACCCGCGCGCGUUCGGCCUGACCUACGACAUCUUCCAGCCGCCCAAGAAUCACUCGAAGCGGCAAGAUUACUUGGACGAGACGCGUGUACAUCCCGACUGCUACGGCACUUGCAACGAUGCCAACCUCGAAGCCCAGAACUUUGGUCUGAAACCAGAUCUGUGCGAGGAAGAAGUCAGCCCCUUCCUCACCUACUACCACAGAUGCGUGGCGUGCGUCGCUAAGAACGCCGACAACAUGAUAGAAACUAUGCGCGCGUACCUCGAAGGUGCCUUUAACAACUACCUUGGCUACUGCAACAUUCAGCCCCCAUACUACGCGACUCAAGCCCCGACCGAACCGCCGCCGCAGACCCAGGUCACCGAAACGCCGGACAUCUCGACCACGUCACAGGAGCCUCCCAACACCUCGGCCACGCCUGUGCCGAUUGAGACUUCGACUGAGUCGGAAACCCCGACGCCUACUCCUGAGCCAUCCGUCGAGACACCCACCCCGACCCCGACUCCGACUCCGACUCCGACUCCGACUCCGACUCCCGAGCCGUCGAAUUCAAGCGAGACGGCAACUCCAGAACCGACCACCGGGACUCCUACCCCGUCCUCCAGCUCAGAGAGUGAGACACUUGAACCGACAGCCGAGUCGUCCAGCUCGACUUCCUCUUCGUCUUCAUCAUCAACUGAAACCCCCACGCCGUCUGAGGCCUCUCUCCCUCCCGUGCCGACGCCUAAUGAGGUCGGAACUACUCAAUUUAUCACGCCUUCGGCCAGGCCGACCGAUAUCCUUGUAACGGCCGGUGCGGGUAAAGUUGCCUUUGGGUGGUUCUGGCAUAUGAUGGCGGUCAUUGCAAUGAUCAUGAUGCUGUGA